Molecule: messenger RNA, 824 nt
Organism: Phyllotreta striolata
Lineage: Eukaryota; Metazoa; Arthropoda; Insecta; Coleoptera; Chrysomelidae
Source: the annotation of a GenBank genome assembly
GCAGUAGAAUGCUUGGUGCUAUUCUUCUAUUUUUAAAUUACGUAGAAGGGGAUUGGGUUGAAAUAGCGCCCGUUCGUAAUGGAAAAAAUUCAUCGAUAAUAAGUACACCUUCGUUUUACCACACUACUCCAGAUUACGAAUCCAUAAUGAGAGCUCCCGUUUCUACUAACGUUGUAAUUACAACUCCUGCUUACGAGAAUUACGAAGAUCAUACGUUUAUUGAGAAACAGUUUAUGGAAAACAAUGUUUAUAGCAAACAGAGUUUAUUCAGCGAAGGGCACAAGAGCGACUUGCCGGUCGGUGGAUUUUUCGCUUUCCUUCAAAUAAUUCAAGAGAACUUAUUGAAAUCAGCUUCGCACGGAAACAAAAUUUCUGUUCUAAAAAAUCUACGAGACACAUUACUGAGUAACCUGUAUACCCACAUUUCAAUUUUAUGGAAAAAUCCUAAAGGGAAUCCCCGAGCGCGAGGUUUGAAAGACGACGAUCACGAAAUGGAUUUUCCAUCAAAUGAAGGAGCUUUAAUGACGAUAGGAUUUCUUACCUUCGGCGUAUUUUUAAUUAAAUUAGUAAUUAAACUGGUUCAAGCUCUCAAGUCCAAAUACGCCAAUUCAGUCACAACGACGACCACGACUGCUGCAACGCUGGUCUUUUUAAAAAGGAAAAAACGCGAAGAAUUUACCGAAAAAACAGCUAAAAUAACAGCAUUUAUUGAUGAAUUGCCUUAUUAAAUGGAUCUUCAUACCAUAUCAGCUCAUUUUCAAACAUUAAAUUAAACUUUAUAAGCAUCCAACAGUAAUAAAUUUAUUUUAUUUAUUUUGCAUUAA